AAAGAUAUCAAAGAUAUACAAUGUCAGCUAAUCCUAACCCCACAUUUAGUCACCUACUACCUCUCAAUGGUGAAUGGAAACAAGAUGUCACUAAGUGGUUGAGUGAAGAUGUCCCAUCGUUUGAUUAUGGUGGAUAUGUCGUCGGUGAAACCCCAGAAACUGCAACUUUAUGGUGUAAACAAGAAGGUGUUAUUUCAGGCAUUCCAUUUAGUGAGGAAGUCUUCAAGCAAUGUAAGGUGGAAGUGGAAUGGUUAGUGGAAGAAGGGCAAUACUUAUCCCCAAACGGUAAAUUGGCUGUUGCCAAAAUCAGAGGUCCUGCUAGGAAUAUAUUAUUGGCUGAAAGAACAGCUUUGAACUUAUUAGCAAGAGCGUCGGGUAUAGCUACACAAUCUUUCAAAACUAUAUCACUUGCCAGAAAAUCAGGUUAUAAAGGAAUCAUUGCCGGUACUAGAAAAACUACACCAGGCUUGAGAAGGUUGGAGAAAUAUUCAAUGUUGGUUGGUGGUUGUGACCAACAUAGAUAUGAUUUGAGUUCGAUGGUUAUGCUAAAGGAUAAUCAUAUCUGGUCAACUGGAUCAAUUACAUCUGCCGUAAAAAACGCAAGAAAAGUUUGUGGUUUUGCCGUCAAAAUUGAGGUUGAAUGCCAAACUGAACAAGAGGCUGAUGAAGCUAUUGAAGCAGGUGCUGAUGUAAUUAUGUUGGAUAAUUUUGAGGGUCCUGAUCUAAAAAUUGCUGCAAAUAACUUGAAAGCUAGAUGGACUGGUAAGAAAUCAUUUUUAUUGGAAUGUAGUGGUGGAUUGAGAUUAGACAACUUGGAAGGAUACCUAACAAAUGAGAUAGAUGUCUAUAGUACAUCAUCUAUUCAUCAAGGAGUGUCUUAUGUUGAUUUUAGUCUAAAAAUUGAUCAAAAGUAAAUUUACCUAUACAGUU
Molecule: messenger RNA, 930 nt
Organism: Hansenula anomala
Lineage: Eukaryota; Fungi; Ascomycota; Saccharomycetes; Phaffomycetales; Wickerhamomycetaceae
Gene: BNA6
Product: nicotinate-nucleotide diphosphorylase (carboxylating)
Exons: 1
Coding region: 21-914 (297 amino acids)
Biological process (GO): quinolinate catabolic process; NAD+ biosynthetic process
Cellular component (GO): cytoplasm
Molecular function (GO): nicotinate-nucleotide diphosphorylase (carboxylating) activity
Source: RefSeq, a predicted model, not a curated record